AUGGCAACUGACGUAACUAGACCUCCACUGGACAGCACAAGCAGCACUGUAAAUCUCAUAAAGAUGGACAAGACCCCCGUGCCCACCAUGGACGGGGAUUACCCCGCCACAGCCUACCCGGUAGAUGCUAAACACACCACAGACUACCCAGGGGAUAAAAAUAUAUUUGAUGACGUCUUUCCUGAGGACAUCAAUUUGGCGUUUGGAUGGCGGAGUUUCAGGCCUCCUUGGCUCCAGUGGCUUAACGAUCCGAAGUGCUUUCUGUUUUUUCUCUGUCUCUUCGCCUUUCUUCAAGGAAUGGCGGUAAACACAUUUAUCAACAUGAGUUUUCCUUCCCUGGAGAGACAAUUCUCGCUGAAUUCGAAAGAAACAGGAUUCAUCGCAUCGUCCAAUGACGUCACAGCUAUCAUCUUAGUCAUUUUCGUCAGCUUCUUUGGUAGCUAUGGCAACAAGACAAAGUGGUUGGGAGGCGGGGCUAUCUUGACGGGUCUAGGAGCCUUAGUGUUUGCACUUCCGAAGUUUCUUGCACCAAUACACGACCCAACAAAAGCUAAACUGGGCGGUACACCAUUCUGUCUGCGUAACACGUCUUUAUCAGCCUACAAAGAUCCAGACUGCGGGAGUGCCACGGAGAACGCGCCGAUCCUGUACUAUGCACUCUUCAUAAUCUCACAACUGAUGUCCGGGGCCGGGACCACGCCCCUUCACACGCUAGGCCCCGCCUACCUGGACGAAAAUCUGCCUUCCGAUUCGCUCUCCGUGUACCUGGUGAUAUUAUACAUGGCGACGUUUAUGGGGCCUGGGGUCGGGUCUCUCAUUGGUGGACAACUUUUGACAGUUUUCGUCGAGAUAACGAUGUAUGUCUAA
Molecule: messenger RNA, 867 nt
Organism: Nematostella vectensis (starlet sea anemone)
Lineage: Eukaryota; Metazoa; Cnidaria; Anthozoa; Actiniaria; Edwardsiidae
Product: solute carrier organic anion transporter family member 4A1
Exons: 4
Coding region: 1-867 (288 amino acids)
Biological process (GO): transmembrane transport
Cellular component (GO): membrane
Molecular function (GO): transmembrane transporter activity
Source: RefSeq, a predicted model, not a curated record